AAUUCGAAAUCCGAGCAUGUUAUGAUCCGUAUAUGUUCCUUGGCACUCUUAUGUAUGAUUUGAUGAAAUAUGAACCUUUAUGUAUUUGAAAUAAUCGCUUUCCGAACUUUGCGCAAAAAGGUUUCACUUUAAAGAACUUCGAAAUUUCCGAAUGUCAUAUCUUUCACAUAAGUGCUCGGAUUGCUCCAAUAUAUUUUUAUAAAAGUUUGCAUUACGUAUAACGAGUAUGUUUUCCAUAAGCGGGCCCGACUUGGGUAAAUUUCCGUCCGUGGGUCCCGCGGCUUCCCUUUAUGAAAUUCGGGAGCAUUUGAAAGAAUUUGUUAAGAUUAUUAUUUCGAUUUUCAAAUAUGAUCAUUUUGCUUAUGUUUGAAUUUAUGAUAUUGAUUUUAUGCAUAUGACUACUCACGACUCUAUUCGUGCGUUCUGUUAUAUCUUUCGCCGGUUCCCGGGCCGGUUCUGUUGUCGUGCGCACUUUGAUAUACUCCGGUGUUAUGCUGUGUUUAUGGUUCACCGAGCUACUCGCAAAAGAGGGUCGGGUUCCACAUAUAUUUGGUGUUAUGCUGUGUAUGGCGUUAUGCUGUGUUGUGAUGUGUGACGGGGAUUCGGAGAUUUGAAACUUUCUGGUGUUAUGCUGUGUUGUGGCGCCAUCGACAGGCGGGCGACCACAUUUUCCUGUGCCCUAUGCAUAAUUUAUACUUUGGAAAUAAACAUUUUGAUAUUUUUUUUAUAUGUAUUACUUUCUAUAUAUCUGAUUCGAUUAUUGUUCAGAUUUAUUUCUGUACCUUCUGCUUUGCAUACUCAGUACAUAUUUCGUACUGACCCCCUUCUCCGGGGGCUGCGUUUCAUGCCCGCAGGUACAGACGCACAGCCUGGUGAUCCACCUGUUUAGGACACCCUUUCUGCUAUUCGGAGUGCUCCUCUCUUUCCGGAGCUUAUACUUUUGUGAUGCCUCCGAAAAAGGCGACAACCGCCCAGAAGAAAAAGGGCGUAGUAGGAGAGACCAGCCGGGCUCAGAAGGGUACUCGGACCCUUGCUCAGAUGAUGCGUGAUAUUACGUCCCGGCCAGCCGACUCUGUUACGUCUUCAUCGUCAGAGGAGUCUGGAGCAGCUUCACCAUUAGCUCCAGGGGCUUCAGCUCCCGCGCCUCCAGCUCCUCAGCCAGGGGCGGAGGACAGGACACUGAGAGAGGCUGUGCAGUUAUUGACCACUCUGGUAGCGGGACAGGCUCGCAGACGCGGGCGGAGAGAUGAUGAUGAUGACGAUAGGCGUGACAGCCUGAGGGUUCGAGAGUUUCUAUUAUGUGGCCCUCCAGAGUUUUACGGGUCUAAGCCCGACGAGGACCCCCAUGACUUUAUUCGGGGGAUGCGGCGCUCACUAGAUUUGGUCAGGGCUUCAGAGACUGAGUCUGUUGAGUUGGCUUCGCAUAGACUACGGGAUGUCGCUGCUCACUGGUAUGAGUCCUGGGAGCUAUCUAGGGGUGAGGGUGGUUCCCCAGCUACUUGGGACGAGUUCGUGGCUGCUUUUACCCGCCACUUUUUGCCCCCAGAGUUACGGCGGGCGCGGGUUGACCGAUUUUUACAUCUGCAGCAGAGGGGUCGGAGUGUUCGUGAGUAUAAUAUGGAGUUUGAUUCUCUGGCCCGGUACGCACCUACCAUAGUAGAAGAUAUGGCCGAUCGGAUGCACAGAUACGUGAUGGGGUUAGACCGCUACUUGAUUGAUGGCUGUAUGGCGGUGGCAUUGCAGACAGACAUGGAUAUUGCCCGACUACAGGCUUAUGCUCUGGGUAUGGAGGACCGACAUAGAGCUGAUUAUUCCAGCAGAGAUCGGGACAGGAGGCCGCCAAAGAGGGCCAGGUCCGCUGGGUAUUCUGGGGAGCCUCAAGGCGGGCAGCCUCAACAGUAUGUUAGACAGUCUUCUCAGCCAGCGCAGAGUGCGCCCCCGCAGUCUACCGGAGAGGGAUUUGAUAGUGCCAAAUACUCAGGAGCAGGCCAGAGCUUCAGGGCUCCAGGUUCACAGGUGAGCCGAGGUUCCAGCCAGGCGAGGCCACCUAUGCCUCGGUGUUCGUAUUGUGGGAGAUCUCAUCCAGGAGAGUGCUACCGAGCUACGGGAGCCUGUUUUUCUUGCGGCCGUCAGGGCCAUAUGAUGCGUGAUUGUCCAAUGGCAAGUGGUUCUGGUAGUACAGUUCAGCCGACGGGAUCAGCCGCGGGUUCAUCUUCUACUCCCUCAGCCAUGCGCCCUGCGGGACGAGGUAUGCCGGUACAGGCGGGUCGCGGUCGAGGCCGUGGCGGUGCUUCAGGUUCUAGCGGUCCCUCGAACCGCAUAUAUGCGUUGGCCAGCCGACAGGACCAGGAGGCGCCACCAGGUGUGGUUACAGACCUUGGGGAGCCUGAGGCGUAGAUUGGAUAUUUACUUAAGAUUGGCCAUCUUGGAGUGCGUACGAGGUACAGACGCACAGCCUGGUGAUCCACCUGUUUAGGACACCCUUUCUGCUAUUCGGAGUGCUCCUCUCUUUCCGGAGCUUAUACUUUUGGUAUAUAUAUUUAUUAGUGCAUUUGUAUAUAUUCGUUCAUGGAUACGGCGGGGCCCUGUCCCGUCAUAUGAUUCUGUCGGUCUGUUUAGAGGUCUGUGGACAUGUUUGUGGGUUAGGGUCUUUCUGUAUGGAUGUAUGUACAUGUCGUUUGGGCGAUCCCAUACGCCGAGGCGGCCGGUCCGCAUAUGUUGUUUGGGCGAUCCUAUACGCCGAGGCGGCCGGUCCGCAUAUGUUUAUAUAUUGCUUGGUUAGCCCUGUGUGGCUUUUGUUGGUA
This is a messenger RNA of Lycium barbarum (goji berry), 2804 nucleotides long. RefSeq lists its product as uncharacterized. The transcript is spliced from 4 exons. Lineage: Eukaryota; Viridiplantae; Streptophyta; Magnoliopsida; Solanales; Solanaceae. The record is from RefSeq and is a predicted model, not a curated record. Gene Ontology annotation, molecular function: nucleic acid binding; zinc ion binding. Bases 946 to 2397 code for a protein of 483 amino acids.